ACCCCAUGAGUCUAUUUAGAUAAGAAAAGAAUCUAGAAAUCAAAAUAUUAUUGGUCCUCAUUUCUCCUACGUGGCUUUCCCAUCUAUAUUCUAAACUAUAGUCUUCAUUCUUCAAUAGCAAAGACCAAAUUCACUCUUACUCUUGAGAAUUAUCAGUGCCAAUAUCUCAACAUAUUCAUCAAUGGCAGCAACCAUGGCAAUGAUGAUCAACACAAAGUGCCUAAACACAGGCCUACCAAAGUUGCAAAACCUUAGCACCACUACUAAGCUAACAUCAACAUGCAAAACCACCACCAUGCAGAACCUACCAAAGGGUCUUGUCUCAACCAAGAACACCAACUUUGUGUCACCUUCACUUGCGAUUGCAGGAGCAAUAUUUUCAUCCCUUGCAACCUCCGAUGCGGCUUUCGCAGCUCAACAAAUAGCAGAAAUAGCAGAAGGUGAUAACAGAGGAACACUUCUGCUGUUUGUUGUUGCACCAGCUAUAGGUUGGGUUUUGUUCAACAUAUUGCAACCAGCUUUGAACCAAAUCAACCGUAUGCGUAACGCAAAGGGUGUGAUUGUUGGGCUUGGACUUGGACUUGGUGGACUUGCAGCUUCAGGUAUGGUGUCAGAAGCAUCUGCUAGUGAGAUUGGUUUGAUUGCUGAUGCUGCUGCUGGAAGUGACAACAGGGGAACACUUCUGUUGUUUGUUGUUGCACCAGCUAUCCUUUGGGUGCUGUACAAUAUUUUGCAGCCUGCUCUCAACCAGAUCAACAGGAUGAGAUCAGAUUAACCUAGGGGAGAUUUUUGUGCAAUGUUUUGUUGUAACACUUGUUUGUAACUUGUAUCUAAUGCUCUCUCUAUCAUGUGUUAUAUAUCAAACAUGGUUUUCUACUUAGCAUCCAUUCUAUUUUCUUA
Molecule: messenger RNA, 900 nt
Organism: Medicago truncatula (barrel medic)
Lineage: Eukaryota; Viridiplantae; Streptophyta; Magnoliopsida; Fabales; Fabaceae
Product: photosystem II core complex proteins psbY, chloroplastic
Exons: 1
Coding region: 182-775 (197 amino acids)
Biological process (GO): photosynthesis; cell redox homeostasis
Cellular component (GO): chloroplast thylakoid; membrane; photosystem II
Molecular function (GO): manganese ion binding
Source: RefSeq, a predicted model, not a curated record